Molecule: messenger RNA, 2219 nt
Organism: Lactuca sativa (garden lettuce)
Lineage: Eukaryota; Viridiplantae; Streptophyta; Magnoliopsida; Asterales; Asteraceae
Product: vacuolar-sorting receptor 6
Molecular function (GO): calcium ion binding
Source: RefSeq, a predicted model, not a curated record
UAAUAGAAAAGUUUUAUACAAGUUAGAAAGUUGCAAUCGAAGUAGUUGCGAUUGACUCCUUCCACCACCUUUCAAUCUUCCAUCUCCCGUUUCCUUUACGCCAUUAAACAACACCUGCAAAACUAUUUUCUCUCCUUUUAAGUCUACUCUUGACUUCCCUUAACUUAAUUUCCACAAUAACCAAUUCUACCAUACACAUAAAUACCCUUCUCCUCUUCUUCUACAUAUCUUUUCACUUCUACAUCGGAUUCAUUUCUAGUUUCUGAAUCUCUUUGCUGGAAUCGGAAUCAGAUGAAGAUGGGGGUGGCGAAGGUAGGUUUGGAAUUGAUGAUUAUGAUGAUGAUGAUUAUAGGGGUGAUUAUGAAAGAAACGGAAGGGAGAUUUGUGGUUGAGAAGAGUAGUAUAAGUGUUCUGUCGCCGAUUGAUCUCCGAUCAAAGCAUGAUGCAGCGAUUGGUAAUUUUGGGGUGCCGGAUUACGGUGGUUCUAUGGUGGGUACGGUGGUUUAUCCUCAGAAAUCCGACUCUGUUUUUGGUUGUUCAAAGUUUGAAGGCGAUAAUCCUUUCAAAUCGAAGUCUGCUUCAAGGCCCACUAUUCUUCUGCUUGAUCGUGGAGAUUGCUAUUUCGCCUUGAAGGCAUGGAACGCACAACAAGCCGGUGCAUCUGCAGUACUAGUAGCUGACAACACAGACGAACCCCUCAUAACCAUGGACUCACCGGAAGCAAGCUCAACCGCUGAUGACUUCAUAGACAAACUCACAAUCCCAUCCGCCUUAAUCCAAAGAUCCUUUGGUCAAUCCUUAAAAGACGCCUUACAAAAAUCCAACCAAGAAGUCCUACUAAAGUUAGACUGGUCAGAGUCCCUACCCCACCCUGACCAUAGGGUGGAGUACGAACUAUGGACCAAUAGCAAUGAUGAGUGUGGGGCCCGUUGUGACCAACAAAUGAAUUUUAUAAAAAAUUUUAAAGGGCACGCGCAAAUAUUGGAAAGAGAAGGGUACACGAUGUUUACGCCACAUUAUAUAACAUGGUUUUGUCCUAAACCAUUUGUUUUGAGUGAUCAGUGUAAGUCGCAAUGUAUUAAUCACGGUCGUUAUUGUGCACCGGAUCCCGAGAUGGACUUUGGUGAAGGGUAUAAUGGGAAAGAUGUGGUGUUUGAGAAUUUGAGACAGCUUUGUGUUCAUAGAGUUGCUAAUGAGACUAAUAGGUCUUGGGUUUGGUGGGAUUAUGUGACUGAUUUUCAUAUUAGGUGUUCUAUGAAGAAAAAGAAGUAUAGUAAAGAAUGUGCUGAAGAAGUCAUCAAAUCACUUGGAUUGUCUACUGAAAAGAUACAAAAAUGCAUGGGUGAUCCCGAAGCAGAUGUUGAGAAUGAAGUGCUAAACAUUGAGCAAGAGUCGCAGCUUGGACGUGGUUCGCGUGGAGAUGUAACAAUCUUGCCAACUUUGGUCAUUAAUAACGUCCAAUAUAGAGGGAAAUUGGAUAGAACCGGUGUACUUCGAGCAAUAUGUUCGGGAUUUAAGGAGACCACCGAUCCUCCUAUAUGUUUAAGCGGAGAUCUUGAGACAAAUGAGUGUCUUGAGAGGAAUGGCGGUUGUUGGAUUGACUCACAAAAUGGCAUAAGCGCUUGCAAGGACACUUUUAGAGGAAGAGUAUGCGAAUGCCCUACGGUGAAUGGCGUGCAAUAUCGAGGAGAUGGAUAUACUUCUUGUGAAGCCUUUGGAGCGGGGAGAUGUACGGUUAACAAUGGAGGAUGUUGGUCGGAUUUAAGGAAUGGAAAGAAGUUUUCAGCUUGCUCCGAGUCUAACAUAACCGGUUGUAGUUGUCCACAAGGUUUUCGUGGAGAUGGUCAUACUUGUGAAGAUAUCAAUGAAUGCAAGGAAGGUAUAGCUUGUCAAUGUGAUGGGUGUACGUGUAAGGACACAUAUGGUGGAUACGAGUGUAAAUGCAAGGGGGACAAACUGUAUAUCGCUGAUCAAGACACGUGUAUUGAACGGAAGGCUUCAAAGUUUGCUUGGUUCAUUAGCUUGUUGGUACUAGGAGUGGUGGCGAGUGCGGGUUUAGCCGGUUACAUUUUCUACAGAUACAGACUAAGGGCAUACAUGGAUUCAGAGAUCAUGGCGAUUAUGUCUCAGUACAUGCCACUAGACAAUCAGCAUCCAAAUCAAGUGGUUAUACAUGAAAACGAACCUCUGCAUCAAACAUCCACCGUAUAAUCCAUAAG